AUGCCUAUCUUGUUCACCUUCUAUGUGUUCGAAUGCUAUGAACAAUUGAAGACACUCCAGGGAAAGAAAAUAGAUAAUCCUUCCAUCACUGAGGGUUGGUUUGUCAAUGCUACCAUUCAUGAAUCGUAUCGAAGCGAUUCCAAUGAAAAUGCUUGCGCCAACACUUUCGACACAAAGACAGACCACUCAGCUCAUGACGAUCUAUGGGGCUUAGCUAUAUGUGUUUUCUUUCCAAUUGUCCCAGGUACCGAACUUCGAGACCAUCAUUCAGGUAUUCUCACCAAAAGUCCAGACCAAGAUGCUUGGCUAAAUAAGGUUGCCAUUGAACGCCAACUGAGCAUGAGGAUCAAAUCUGAUUUGACCGGCACGAAUACAAAAGCCCGAUACAUUUGA
This is a messenger RNA of Botrytis deweyae, 393 nucleotides long. RefSeq lists its product as uncharacterized. Lineage: Eukaryota; Fungi; Ascomycota; Leotiomycetes; Helotiales; Sclerotiniaceae. The record is from RefSeq and is a predicted model, not a curated record. Bases 1 to 393 code for a protein of 130 amino acids. The transcript is spliced from 3 exons.